This is a messenger RNA of Oldenlandia corymbosa var. corymbosa, 3732 nucleotides long. Lineage: Eukaryota; Viridiplantae; Streptophyta; Magnoliopsida; Gentianales; Rubiaceae. The record is from the annotation of a GenBank genome assembly.
AUGGGGCAGAGUUCGAAGAAAAAGAAAAAGCGCGGCGGUGGCGGUGGCGGAGGAGGAGGCCGCCGGGCACCUUCAAAGGAUCGUAAUUCUUUCAGUGAGGCAACUUCCGAAGUCAUUGCCGAGGAGCUCACGGCGUUGUGCGCAAUAUUUCAAGAUGAUUGCAAAGUUAUUUCCGGAUCACCUCCUCAAGUUCACGUCAAACUCAGGCCAUACUCGAAGGAUACAGGCUAUGAGGAAUCAGAUCUUUCGGCUCUUCUUUUGGUAAGAUUUUUACCUGGUUAUCCCAACAAAUGCCCGAAGCUGCAAAUAAUUUCAGAGACAGGAUUGUCAGAAGUUGAUGCAGAGAAUCUUCUAACCUUGCUUCACGAUCAGGCAAAUUCCAAUGCUCGUGAAGGGCGUGUCAUGAUUUACAAUUUGGUGGAGGCUGCUCAAGAAUUCUUGUCUGAAGUUAUUCCGCAGUCUCAGGUGCAUGAUUCAGUUAUAUCAGAUAAGAGUACCCAGUCUCAAAAGGAGGCUGCACUUUCCUCCGGCAUGGCAUCCUUUUCUAGAGGACCUUUUGUCCAUGGUUACAUAGACCUUUUUAGCGGAUGUGGAGAAUCAUGGCGUUGGAGUUUGGGAAUCGAAGAGAGUACUAGCUUUAGCACUUUGGUUCAUUCCAAUCCUCAAGAUUCUUACAAAGUUCAAAAUGAUAGUCUAAGCUCCAAGAUAGAACAAAAUAUGAGACCUGUGGCAAUUCAAGGAGCUAAGCCAGAGUUUGCUCGUAACCCUUCAUCAAAACUAGUCACUCUUGAAGAGGAGAGUGAUGAUGAUAUUAAGAGUACUGAUUCAAGUCGGACACUAUCCAGUGCCAGUGGAACGGUCAGAACUAGUGGGGUUGGUGUAAAGGAUAUAUUUGUGCCGCAGAGUCUGUCAGAAACAGAGGAUAGCGAUCAAGAUAGUGAAAGUUCUGGAUCAGUUUCUUCAAAAUCUGAAUUUAAUGAUCAAGUGUCUCAGACAAUGAGAAUGGAUUUAGUUUUGGCUCACCUACUUCGCCUAGCUUGCGCACCCAAGGGCCCACUAGGUGACACGUUACCACAAAUCGCAUCGGAAUUGUAUGACAUGGGGAUACUAUCAGAGCGCGUGCGAAAUAUGGCCACUGAACCAUCUUCAUUGUUUGACAAAGCUUUCAAUCAUGUCUUUGGCCGGUAUACGGUCUCAUCAAAGAUCUGCCAGUUUUGGAGAACUGUUGAUGAUUUUGAAAGACAGAAUUCGUCCUCCAUGUCUAGCUCGCGUUAUCUGAGUGACUUUGAGGAGCUCCAACCCCUGGGGCAUGGAGGCUUUGGUCAUGUUGUGCUGUGUAAGAAUAAGAUAGAUGGAAGGCAGUAUGCUGUAAAGAAGAUUCGGUUGAAGGACAAGAGCCCACCAGUAAAUGAUCGCAUAUUGAGGGAAGUAGCUACUCUCUCUCGGUUGCAACACCAACAUGUUGUACGCUAUUACCAAGCAUGGUUUGAAACAGGAGUUGCUGGUUGCUUCGGUGAUGCUACUCAGGGUUCAAAAGCAACUAUCAGCUCAACGUUCAGUUCCAUGGAUGGAACAUCAUCAGAUCUUAUUGCGCCUGAAAAUAAGCUGGAGUCAACAUACUUAUACAUUCAAAUGGAGUACUGCCCAAGGACUCUUCGACAGAUGUUUGAGUUUUAUAAUCAUUUUGAUAAAGAACUUGCGUGGCAUUUAUUUCGUCAAAUUGUUGAAGGCCUGGCACAUAUACACGCCCAAGGAAUCAUUCAUCGUGACUUGACCCCAAGUAACAUCUUUUUUGAUGCUCGUAAUGACAUCAAAAUUGGGGAUUUUGGCCUAGCUAAAUUCUUGAAGCUGGAACAAGUGGAACAGGAGAUUGAUGCCACAGAAACGAUUGGAGUUUCAGUCGAUGGUACUGGCCAAGUUGGUACGUACUUCUAUACUGCUCCUGAAAUAGAGCAAGGGUGGCCAAAGAUCAAUGAGAAGGCUGACAUGUACAGUUUAGGAGUUGUUUUCUUUGAGCUUUGGCACCCAUUUGGCACAGCGAUGGAAAGACAUAUUAUUCUUUCUGAAUUGAAACAAAAGGGAGAACUUCCAUCUACCUGGGUUUCUGAAUUCCCAGAGCAAGCAUCCUUGUUACGUCUUUUGAUGUCAUCUAGUCCUUCUGAGCGUCCAUCUGCCACAGAACUUCUUCAACAUGCUUUUCCUCCCAGAAUGGAGAAUGAGCUUUUGGACAAUAUCCUGCGGACAAUCCAUACCUCUGAAGACACUGGUGUGUAUGACAAAAUUGUGGGUGCUAUUUUUAACGAGGAAACAUUGACCAGCAACGAACAUGAGAGAGUUGGAAGAUCGAAACCGGUUGGAGGUGAUGCCUCUUCUCUCUUGCUCACGGAUGUCAAUACGAGUUACCGUGACCAGGUUUUUGAGGUGGCUGUUAGAGUAUUUAGACAGCAUUGUGCAAAGCGUUUAGAGAACAUAGCAAUGCGGAUGCUAGGAGAUUUUCCUCAGUUUAAUAGGAAUACUGUGAAACUUUUGACUCAAGGAGGGGAUAUGAUUGAACUUUGCCAUGAGCUACGCUUACAAUUUGUCAAAUGGGUCAUUGCGAAUCAGAAAUCCUUCUUCAAAAGAUAUGAAGUAUCAUAUGUCUAUCGAAGAGCAAUUGGCCAUUCACCACCAAAUCGAUACCUCCAGGGGGAUUUUGACAUUGUUGGAGGUGCUGUAGCGUUGACAGAGGCUGAGGUCAUCAAGACUGCAAUGGAUAUUAUCGGUAAGUUCUUUCAUCCAGAUUCAUGUGAUAUUCACUUGAAUCAUGGAGAUCUGCUUGAGGCAAUUUGGUCAUGGACGGGCGUAAAGCCUGAGCAUAGGCAGAAAGUUGCAGAGCUUCUCUCAUUAUUGGGGUCUUUACGUCCUCAAUCAUCUGAAAGAAAGUCAAAAUGGGUGGUGAUUAGGCGACAGCUUCAACAGGAACUUAAUCUUAGUGAAGCUGCUGUAAAUAGAUUGCAGACAGUUGGAUUGAGGUUCUGUGGAGCCGUUGAUCAGGCUCUCGCAAGGCUAAGAGGAGCUCUUCCUGCUGACAAAUCCACACGCAAGGCACUUGAUGAAUUGUCAGAGCUCUGGAAGUAUUUAAGAAUUUGGAAGCUUGAUGGAUGCAUUUUUGUGGAUGCACUCAUGGCACCAACUGAGAGUUACCACAGGAAUAUAUUUUUCCAGAUAUACCUGAGAAAGAACACCGGAUCUUUGAUUGAAGGAACCUUGCUUGCUGUCGGUGGUCGGUAUGACCACUUGCUUCAUGAUAUUGGAGAAAAUGAGCAUAAAGCAAAUCCUCCGGGUGCUGUUGGCACUAGUAUUGCGUUGGAGACAAUUUUGUUGCAAUAUAAUCUGGGGGAGACAAAAUUCUUGAGAAAUGAUUUUGGUAUGGAUAUACUUGUUUGCUCAAGAGGUGGUGGUGGGCUAAUUGAGGAGCGCAUGACACUAGUGGCUGACCUGUGGAAUGAAAACAUCAGGGCAGAAUUUGUUCCCAUAUGUGAUCCAAGCCUCACUGAGCAGUACGAAUAUGCCAAUGACAAUGAUAUCAAAUGUCUUGUGAUCAUAACUGAUGCUGGUGUAUCUCAAACGGAUUCAGUGAAGGUUCGCCAUCUUGAACUAAAAAAGGAAAAAGAAGUAGCAAAAGACGAUCUUGUCAAAUUUCUCUCAGAAGCAAUGGCAACACAAUUUAGAAAUCCAAACAUAUGGAACUAG